This is a messenger RNA of Chelonoidis abingdonii (Abingdon island giant tortoise), 2835 nucleotides long. The record is from RefSeq and is a predicted model, not a curated record. Lineage: Eukaryota; Metazoa; Chordata; Testudines; Testudinidae.
ACGAGGAAGAGGAGGAAGGAACGGUAUGGCUCGCCUACGAAGCAGUGGCUGCAGCGGCGGUUCUCUCUGUCUCUUGGUUCUGGCAGUGGCAUGCCUACUGCAGCGUGCCCAGGUGAAAAAGCCAGUCCGAUGCCCUGCCACAUGCAGCUGCACCAAAGAAUCCAUUAUUUGUGUGGGAUCCCCUGGUGUGCCGCGAAUCAUCCCCAGCGACAUCAGCUCCUUGAGCCUGGUAAAUGGAACCUUUUCUGAAAUCAAGGACAGAAUGUUUGCCCAUCUGCCUUGCCUGCAGCUGCUCUUGCUGAACUCUAACUCAUUUACUAUCAUACGAGAUGAUGCCUUUGCUGGUCUCUUCCAUCUAGAGUACCUAUUUAUUGAAGGAAACAAAAUAGAAACCAUUUCAAGAAAUGCGUUCCGUGGCCUUCGCGAUCUGACUCACCUUUCUUUGGCUAAUAACAACAUCAAAGCUCUGCCAAGGGAUAUCUUCAGUGAUUUAGAUUCUCUGAUUGAAUUAGAUUUAAGGGGAAAUAAAUUUGAGUGUGACUGCAAAGCCAAGUGGUUGUUUUUGUGGUUAAAGAUGACAAAUUCCACUGUUUCUGAUGUCCUGUGUAUUGGUCCAGCAGAAUACCAGGAUAAGAAGUUAAAUGAUGUCACAAGUUUUGAUUAUGAAUGCACCACUACAGAUUUUGUUGUUCAUCAGAUUUUGCCAUACCAGUCAGUUUCAGUGGAUGCAUUCAACUCUAAGAAUGAUGUGUACGUAGCCAUUGCACAGCCUAGCAUGGAGAACUGCAUGGUACUGGAAUGGGAUCACAUUGAAAUGAAUUUCAGAAGUUAUGACAACAUCACAGCAACAGGUCAGUCCAUUGUGGGAUGCAAAGCAAUCCUGAUCGAUGACCAGGUCUUUGUGGUGGUGGCACAGCUCUUCGGUGGCUCACACAUCUACAAGUAUGAUGAAAGCUGGACAAAGUUUGUCAAAUUCCAGGACAUAGAAGUGUCUCGCAUUUCCAAGCCAAAUGAUAUAGAGUUGUUUCAGAUAGACAGUGAAAAGUUUUUUGUCAUAGCAGAUAGCUCUAAAGCUGGUCUGUCAACCAUUUAUAAAUGGAAUAACAAAGGAUUCUACUCUUACCAGUCCCUGCAUGAGUGGUUCAGGGACACAGAUGCUGAGUUUGUUGAUAUAGAUGGAAAAUCUCAUUUAAUCCUGUCAAGCCGCUCACAAGUUCCCAUUAUACUCCAGUGGAACAAAAAUUCAAAAAAGUUUGUCCCACACAGUGAAAUCCCCAACAUGGAGGAUGUCUUGGCUGUGAAGAGCUUCAGGAUGCAAAACAGCCUCUACAUUACACUCACAAGGUUUAUUGGUGACUCCAGAGUCAUGAAGUGGAAUAGCAAGCAGUUUGUGGAGAUACAGGCUCUCCCGUCUCGAGGGGCAAUGACACUGCAGCCUUUCUCCUUUAAGAAUAAUCACUACCUAGCUCUAGGAAGUGACUACACCUUCUCCCAGAUAUACCAGUGGGAUAACGAGAAGAACCUCUUUAGAAUAUUUAAAGAAAUCUACGUGCAGGCACCUCGCUCUUUCACAGCUGUGUCAACUGAUCGAAGAGAUUUUUUCUUUGCUUCCAGUUUUAAAGGAAACACGCAGAUAUUUGAACAUAUAAUUGUUGACUUGAGUUUAUGAAGGCUGUUGGAGUGAAUCUCAUGUCCAGUGAGACAUUUUCACUUAUCAGAAACAACAACAAAAAGACAGAUUAUUCAUCUCCAAAAAUAGGGCAUACAUGUGGAACUAGUAAGAAGUUUUCUGAACUUUUAGAAUUUGCAUAUUAACCAGGGAUUGCAAUGACUUGGUUAACUGCAUGACAUGUCCAUUAUACCAUUUUUAAAGACAUUUUAAAACCUUUAAUUAUUCAGAGGCGUGUGCAAUGCAUUAGGAUUUAUUCUGAUAUCUAAGACAGCUAUGUGAAUUUUACCUAAGAAAUUGAAUUAGAUUGGACACCUCAUAGAAACAAGAGAGGAGAAAAACCUAUGUCAAACAUGGAAACUAUUCUUUCCUCUAAACCUAACAUUUCAGAAAUGUUACUUAAGAGUAAAGUCAACUGCACAUAUUUGUUGAUGAAUUGUAUAAAUUGACAUCAAUCUUCAAAAACAUUUUUUGGUCAUCUUUGUUCCUUGUGACUGAUGGGCAGCAUCUCUUUGUUCUUUAUAAUAAAACAAAGGUCAUUGUUUUAAUUCAUAUUGAUAGUAGAUGAGAGGGAAAGUUAAAAAUUCUUUGACAUCUUCUUGUUGAUUUCAGAGAGAAAGCAUGGAUAAAAAAAAUCACUAUGGAUGACUGGAUGGCAAUGAAAUAAAGGGCCUUUCACUUCUAGAUAAUGGGUUCCCAACAGCUUCAGGUCAAUAAUGACUGAAAAUGGCUGAUCGUUGUUUCCUGGCAUAUUUGAACUCAGCUGGUCUUAGUUCAAUUUGUAGCUCAUAAGUAUCUGUUUCACAAAUACAAACGCUCUAACUGGCACUAACUCACACCUCUACUGGCAGUCUCAGUAGUAUGCCAAGGAUUUUAUUGAGUAUGGAAACUGAACUACUCUCUCACCCUUAGGCCUGGUCUACACUACAGGGUUAAAUUAGCCUAAAUUAUACAACUCCAGCUACGUGAAUAAUGUAGCUGGAGUCAACAUAACUUAGGUUGACUUAUUGCGGUGUCUAUACCACGCUGGGUCGAUGGGAGAAACUCUCACAUCGACUUACCUUAUGCUUCUUGUUCUGGUGGGGUACUGGAGUCGAUGGGAGAGUGAUCUGCAGUCAAUUUAGUGGGUCUUCACUAGACCUAUUAAAUUGACCCCCGGUGGAUCA